GAACAAAUGAUUGGACUAGGUAAAAAAAAAUUAAAACCGGAGGCAGCCAUUGACUUCUUCUCUUCUAUCAAAAGAACUGGAGAGAUGGACGGCGCCUUUGUGGCAAGUUCAAGUAUCGUAAUCGAAGCGGCUCUUUCAACGAACACAUAUGACCUUAUCGUCGGGAGCAAACCACAUGCAGCUUGAUAUGAUAUCAUGGGACAAAGCACUACUAACAAUAGCCACAGCAAAGCACCCAGUCCCAUUCGUCUUCUACCAUGUUCAAAUUUGCAUUCUUCGCUCUCCUCUACCUACAGGCCGCCCAGGGUAGCAAUAUUGUCCUGACGAACGACGAUGGCUGGGCCGUGGCAUUGGUCCGAGCCCAGAACAAUGCAUUGAAGGCUGCAGGGCAUGAUGUCGUGCUUUCAUGCCCAGCGGAAAACGAGUCGGGUACAGGCUCUUCUACCGCAGCAGCUACGGUGCUUACGUCCCCAUGCGAGUAUGAUACAUGUCCAACUGGGUCUCCCGCAGAGGGCUUCAAUGCGUCCGACCCUCAUUUGAACUACGUCAAUGCGUUCCCCGUCGACUCGGUCCGGUAUGGAAUCCAGACACUCGCACCCAAGUUCUUCAACGGCAGUGCACCAGAUUUUGUCGUCAGUGGUCCAAAUGUCGGAAAUAACUUGGGGUCCACCGUCCUUAUCUCUGGGACAGUCGGCACAGCAUGUGAAGCAGCACGCGAGGGUAUCCCUUCUAUCGCCUUCUCCGGAGCAACAGCUUCCCAAGUGUCUUACACUACCCUCGAAUCUAAUCCAGACUCAGUUGACACCCUCGCCGCACUAACAUACGCCGCUCUGAGCGUCCACUUCGUGCAGGCGCUGACGGCAGCUGAGGGAACGAUUCUCCCACCGAAUGUCAGUGUCAACGUGAAUUAUCCUGCAACGGACAAUUGUCCAGAUGUGUCAAAUUUCAGCUUUGUGUUGUCUAGGAUCAAUGAGGACGAAGGCGCGACAGAUGUGGAAUGGUGUGGAAAUACAACUUUGCCUGCCGAGUCGAACGUGGUGAAGCAGGGGUGUUUCUCCAGCGUGAGCGUUUUCAAUGCAUCAACCAAAGGCGAUGUGGAUGCCGAUACGCAGGCGUUUGUAUUGGAUAGGAUCAGUGGGAUUCUGACUUGCUUGUCUAGCGGUGUUGGCGGUCAAGUCGCGAAUGACGGGGUCAUGACGAUGGGGACGGUGACGAUGAUGGCAGUGGCGAUGGUAGUGACGGCGAUGAUGGGGAUGGGAUGAUGGCUAAAACCGUACUUCAAGUCAUAUUGCGUCCCUCAGCUGUGAGGUUGUUUGAGCAUCAUCUUUGUCCAACUCGCCGUUAUCCAUACCUUCGCAUUUUUAUAAUGGUGAAGAGCCCCGUGUUUCAACGUGCGUGCUCUUCGCCAUCUUCUAGUUGGGGUCAUCGCGUCGGUUUCGUUAGCGAGUCUAGUUAUUUGACCGUGGUCCGAACGAUAUGUAGCUGCGCUACCUCUGGGUAGUUGACAUCGCAUGUGUAGAAAAGCUUUCAAAUAGUGUUGAUG
Guyanagaster necrorhizus is the source of this 1543-nucleotide messenger RNA. RefSeq names its product sure-like protein. The record is from RefSeq and is a predicted model, not a curated record. Lineage: Eukaryota; Fungi; Basidiomycota; Agaricomycetes; Agaricales; Physalacriaceae. Gene Ontology annotation, molecular function: nucleotidase activity. Bases 258 to 1262 code for a protein of 334 amino acids. The transcript has 5 exons.